CAAUUAAAAAAAAAAAAAACGCCUUUGGAGAGGACAUGACAGCUGCUUCCCUUCUGCCCGCCUGGAAAAUGCAACCUUUCUCCCCUCUUUGCCUGUGCACGUGCUAUUGCACACGGAUUCCACCAGAGGGCUACCGCUGCCAAACCGAGGGAACACAUUGGGGGCAGCCGGCUUUCCAGAGGAGGAGGAGAAAAGGGAAUGACAUCACAAAGCGUUGCCUCUCUAGGACACUGCACUCUUUCUCCAUCACUCUGAGCGUUGCUGCAGAUGCACAAACUGGAAGCCAUUUGUUCUCUUCACGUACAGAUAAAAUUGCCUAUUGGCCGAAGAGGGCUGAAUGUCCAAUUAUCAACAGAGCUGCAGCAGCAGAAACUGUCCUUUGAAUUGUUUUGGAGAGCCACAAGAUUCCUUGGACCCAUUUGGCAUUGCAUUAUAGGACAGAGAGAAAGAAAAAGAGAAUGGAGAGAAUGGAGACAGCGAGUGAUGGAACUGGAAGAGGUCAUUCUACUGUUCAGCCUGGGAACUGCAGGGAGGUCUGGCCAAGAACUGGGCAGAAGAUCCUGGAGAAGACAACUAUUGUCCCUUCAGAAGCUCGGUCCUGGAACUUCAGGAACAUCCAAUACCAGGCUUCUGAAGAUCCCCGAGGACUUUGCAGCCGACUCCAUGACUUUUUUACUCAAUGGUUCAAAGCAGAGAAGCACACCAAAGCCCAGAUGUUGGACCUGGUUGUUCUGGAGCAGUUCCUGGCUCUUUUGCCCCUGAAGAUGGAGAAGUGGGUGCGGGAGUGUGGAGUAGAGACUAGCUCCCAGGCAGUGGCCCUGGUGGAAGGCCUUUUCCAGGCGGAAGAGCAGAAGGAGCAGUUCAAGUUCUUCACAAUGGAUAUCAGAGAUCCUGAAGGAAGCAGGAAUCCAUCAAAUCCCCUUCAGGAACUGAUUCUGAGGAGCACUUCUCUGGCAGAUCCAAGUCAAGAUAUUUUGGGAGGGAAAAUACAGAUGGAGUUGUCUGCUCUAUAUGGUGCAACUGAAACAGUGGUUGGAUCUCCAGCUCAAGAUGGUCUUGUGUCCUUCAAGGAGGUUGCGGUGUAUUUCUCCGAGGAGGAGUGGUCUGUGCUGGAUCCGGACCAAAAAGCACUGCAUUGGGAAGUCAUGAUGGAAAACUAUAGGAAUGUAGCCUCACUGGAGGAUGAAUGGGAGAUGCUGGGUUCCGGCCAUGAAGCAGCAGCACCAUUGCCAAAAGAUAAGAUGAACGAUACCAAGACAUUUUUUGGAAAGCAAAGUUCUGAGGAGAAACAGUUAAAGGGGGAGCUGGGAAAAUGCUCUACUUUACCACAUGUAGAUGUCAAUGACUUCUUGAGUAAGUACCAUCACCCAGAAACAGAGGCUUGGCCGGAGUGUGGAAAAAUACCUGCAGAUGAAUCAGAAUUAUGCGACUGCUGCAAAAGCCACACUGCAGGGAAACAAAACGAACAUGGAAAACGUUCCAGAAAGACCACCUCAGUUAUGUUGCCUCAGAGAAUACAAGGAGAAAAACCAUAUAAAUGCCUGGAGUGUGGAAAGAGCUUCAGGAAUUCAAGUUAUCUCACUUCUCAUAAAAGGAUCCACACAGGAGAAAAACCCUACGAAUGCAAGGAGUGUGGAAAGAGCUUCCGUUUUGCACAAAGCCUCACAUCCCAUAAUAAGAUUCACACAGGCGAGAAACCCUACGAAUGUCCCAAGUGUGGAAAGACCUUCAGUCAAAAAUAUCAGUACACUGUACAUAACCGAAACCACACCGGAGAGAAACCGUAUAAAUGCACGGACUGUGGGAAACGCUUCACUAAUUCAAGUUGCCUCACUUCCCAUAAAAGGAUCCAUACCGGGGAAAAACCAUAUAAAUGCCCGGAGUGUGGGAAGAGUUUCAGAGCUUCAAGUUCUCUUGCUGCCCAUAAAAUGAUCCACACUGGCGAGAAACCCUAUGAAUGCAAGAACUGCGCGAAGAGUUUCAGGCAAAAAUGUCAAUAUAUUGUACAUAACCGGAUCCACACCGGGGAGAAACCGUAUAAAUGCACGGAAUGCGGAAAAAGUUUCCGUUCGGCAAAACACCUCCCUUCCCAUAAAAGGAUUCACACUGGGGAGAAACCGUAUGCAUGCAAGGAAUGUGGAAAGACCUUUAGUGAAAAACAUCAUUUUACUGAACAUAACAGAAUCCACACUGGGGAGAAGCCCUAUAAAUGCGCGGAGUGUGGAAGAUGUUUCACUGUGUCAAGUUCCCUCACUUCCCAUCAAAGGAUCCACACUGGGAAAAAAUCAUACAUCUGUCCGGUGUGUGGAAAGGGAUUUACUCAACAUCAAUCCCUUUAUGAGCAUAGAAAAAUUCACUUGAGGGAAACGCAUAAAAAGAAAAAGAGUAGAACGGUAUAAACAAAUUGUCGAAACUUUUGGACUCUAUGGUCCUGAGGUAUAUUUAUUACUGUGCGAAAAUGAAAUGUUAGGGAAUGAAUGGGAGAGAAGAUGGAAUCGGGAUUCUGAAGAGAAUGGAGAAUAAAUACAACUGAGUUCUUGAGCAAUGUGGAGCAUUUGUUAUAGAGUCUACUCAUCUAGUCUUUCUUAAAAUAUGCACCUUGGAACCUUUCGCAUUUUGCAUCUCUCAAUUUAUUGGCCACUUAAUAUAAGCACUUAACAUAGUGACAUAACAAUGUCUUUGUCCCUUGAUUUUGCUCUUUUUAUAGCUCUAUUUACAUCUAUUUAGCUCUAUUUACACCCUAGAAGGUAGGCGCAAGAUCCAGUUGGAUCUUGACAGACUUGAACACUGGGCCCUAUCUAACAAAAUGAAAUUCAAUGUAGAGAAAAGUGAAA
Molecule: messenger RNA, 2834 nt
Organism: Thamnophis elegans (Western terrestrial garter snake)
Lineage: Eukaryota; Metazoa; Chordata; Lepidosauria; Squamata; Natricidae
Product: zinc finger protein 253-like
Exons: 6
Coding region: 459-2399 (646 amino acids)
Biological process (GO): regulation of transcription by RNA polymerase II
Molecular function (GO): DNA-binding transcription factor activity, RNA polymerase II-specific; RNA polymerase II cis-regulatory region sequence-specific DNA binding
Source: RefSeq, a predicted model, not a curated record